Messenger RNA from Tuber aestivum (summer truffle), 1370 nucleotides. Lineage: Eukaryota; Fungi; Ascomycota; Pezizomycetes; Pezizales; Tuberaceae. The record is from the annotation of a GenBank genome assembly.
AUGCUCCCCAGUGCCUUCAAAGAAAAAUCUCCCGAGAGCCCAGAGCCCCCGCCAUCGGACGCCGAACGAAUACCCAGAGAGCCGGAACUAGGAGGAAGCGCGGGGGGAGCGCAGGAUGAUCUGCCGAGGUUAUCGGAUCUAACCCUCGGGCCAAAUCGAGGUGCAGAGACUGAAGGUGGGGGUGAUGGCGGCGGUGACAGUGAUGACGAGAAGUAUCAGAAGUUCGAGAACCUUAUGGAGUCCUCACUCGUUCUAAACUAUAUGCAGGUCUCCACCCAAGAAUUUCAGUGCCGCAUGCUAAUAAAGCAUAGUCUCUCUGGACAUGACGCCCCCACGCGUGAAGUAUAUCCUACCCUCAACUCAGAUUCUCAUUUUGAAACCAAUUUCAAACCCCGGUUCUAGGUUUCAAUAGAAUCCAUAUCUGAGGACGCAGGGGUCGGAAGGUGGAUCAAUAUCGACGCCCUUGGAGAGUUCACUGUAGCCGAUAGAGAGCUCGACGACCUGUUGCGCUCCGGAAGCCCUCAAAAGGAAGUCGACAGAAUUCGACAACUCGCGAGCCGAGCAGAAGUCACCAUUCCACCCGAAGGUCAGGAAGAAGGCCUACCCAGGCUACCAAUUAACGACGUUUUAGAGCUGACGCUUGGGGAUCCAUGGCAGCGGAUGGGGCCCCUAAAAGAGCAGACAUUUCAUAUAAGUAGAAGGAUACAGUCGUUGUGGGGCUGUGUGGAAGAGCUUCUCUCUUGCCGCCACAAGUUAAUCCACCUCUCCGGGGCAUUGGCGAAAAGAGAUGAGUUGAGGUACAAUUUGAUCAAGCUUGGCCUAAAAAAUCUCACAACCAGAGAGAUAAGCCGGGAUGCGCUCAAGAUUCAAUGUUUUGAGACCCUAAACUUAGCAUGUGUGAUCAUCGAGGCGUUCAUAGAAAAGAUAGCGAAAGAAUCUGAAAAGGACCACACUGGGGAAAGCGAGGAAUCUGAAGAGGAUGAAGAGAGCGGAGAGGACGAAGAAGGAAGCGAUACCACUGGUUCUGAAUCACAAUCCAGUGGGUCCGGGGGAGAGACAGUCCCUAAGCGGAAUAAAUGUAAGUGAACCCGAAGGCGGGACCUGGGCCCGGCACGUGCGAAUAUUGCAAUCUAGCAGAUAACACCGCCUCUUCAGCUUUGGGAAUAACAUUUGCUGAUUCUGUCAGUUAUGACCCCAAGGGCUCAUGGGUAUGUGCGGGCCGGGAGUCCUUAACAAUACUACCGGGAGUGGUGAAGCUAAGGUUAACUUGUAUUGAUGGUAACAAAAUUGCCGGGGGGGAACACCACCCUGACGACCUCGUGGAAGGUAUUCAAGGGAUGGACAACUAUGCACUGUAUACGGGCGGUUAA